GUCCAAUCCUUACACUGUAGUCUUAUUAUUAUAUCUCAGUAGAAGAAAAAAAAUACCUAAAAAUAGCAAAAAGACGCGCUAUCACAUCACGCGCCAUUUCUAAUGCUGAAGAAGGCACCAUCAUCAUCAUCAUUGUUGUCGUCUCAUUUACUAACUCAACGUCGUCACUCGUUUCUUCUUCUCCGUUUCACUUCUGGGCUUCAAACAGUCUCAAAUCUAACUUUCCCCAGUUCAAUCCCUUUCCGGGAACAAUUGUUAAUAUAUCUAUCUUAUGGUGGCAAAUAAUUAAGUCAAUCAUCAGAACUUGACAAAUACGAGGGACGAAAGUGCUCAUUGUUUCGGCACAGUUAACAAAGUGGUACAUACACAAGGUUUCUAUGCUUUCGUCAUUUCCAGUUGUGUUGGUGAUCUUAGAUGGAUGUUUCCUCUUUGGAACUGCAUUCCGAAAAUCAAACUGAGACCUGUCCAUUGUUAAUGGAGCGAUCAGACAACUUUAGUGAACAUGCUAUUGACAUACUGACGAGUAGUGAUACUUCAUCAAACUUGUCUCGUGAAACAACUUCGAAUGGUUUGGAUGUCUUCCAGCGUGAAGACGGACCUUCUAGUAGUACAAGAGUGAUAGGUUCUCAACCUUCAACAUCUUCUUCCAAUGGCACAAACUCAAGAACCCCUUCUGUUGUCAGGAGAGGGGAAGCCCGUCGUCGUCGGAGUCCAUUGAAUUCUGGUUUGUGGAUUUCUAUUGAACUAGUUCUUACAGUGAGCCAGAUUGUAGCAUCUGUUAUUGUCCUGGCUUUGUCAAGGAAUGAGCAUCCCCGUACACCGUUGUUUGCAUGGAUUGUGGGUUAUGCUUCUGGUUGUGUAGCAACCCUCCCUCUUCUUUAUUGGCGUUAUCGGCAUCGUAACCAGGCUUCUGAGCAAGACUCAGCUCAACAUCGCAACACUUCACGCAUUAAUGUCCCUGCCGGACCCUUUUCUCUCUCUGUCACUAGGACUACUGAUGGGGCUGAUCAUCAUACUGCAACUACAAGUAGUAGAGGUGGUCAAAGUGCAGGAGUUACAAGUGCAAGAAUUAAGGCACUAGUUGAAUACUUCAAAAUGGUUUUAGAUUGCUUCUUUGCUGUUUGGUUUGUGGUUGGCAAUGUCUGGAUCUUUGGUGGGCAUUCAUCUGCAAAUGAGGCUCCUAACAUGUACAGGUUAUGUAUAGUUUUUCUUGCGAUUAGUUGUAUUGGAUACGCAAUGCCCUUCAUUCUAUGUGCCACGAUCUGCUGUUGCCUGCCUUGUAUUAUUUCUGUCCUUGGGUUUAGAGAGGACCUAUCACAGACCAGAGGUGCCACUUCCGAAUCCAUAAAUGCUUUACCUACUUACAAGUUCAAGGCGAAGAAAAGUAGAAAUGGUGAUGGUAGGGAAAUAAACUUGGGUGCCGGUGAGGGUGGUGUUGUAGCUGCCGGAACUGAAAAGGAACGUGUCAUCUCUGGAGAAGAUGCAAUCUGCUGCAUUUGUUUGGCGAAAUACGCAAACAACGAUGAGUUAAGGGAGUUGCCAUGUUCUCAUUUCAUGCACAAGGAAUGUGUUGACAAAUGGCUUAAGAUCAAUGCUUCCUGCCCUCUUUGCAAGAGCGAGGUUGGCGAGAACUUACUGGACGCAAUCUCGGGUACAAGUGCCACCAUCUUGAGUUCUCUCUCUGGACCGAAUGACAACCAGCGACGAGGAGAAAGGAGGACUGGUAACAGUUAUACCAGCUCCAGCUCCAGCUCCAGCUCCAUGUUUUAAUAUUAUAAUGAUGAUGUAAUAAAAAAAUAGAGCAGUAUGAUACAUUUAAUGCUUUGGAAUUGCAAGGUGUCUAUGGUGAUUGCAUGAAUCACUUUUGUUAAAUGAAAUUUGAUUAGCGACAUAAUUGAUAUAUAGAUAUAUUGCAGAAUUGGCAAGAAUUUCUGGUUUUUGCAUUUAAAGAUAAUUGUAAUUUGUACCGUGGGCUUAGGAAGUAAUGAGAAAAAUGAUGAAUCUUUUGAA
Gossypium raimondii (Peruvian cotton) is the source of this 2010-nucleotide messenger RNA. RefSeq names its product E3 ubiquitin-protein ligase At1g12760. The record is from RefSeq and is a predicted model, not a curated record. Gene Ontology annotation, molecular function: zinc ion binding. NCBI's taxonomy places the organism in Eukaryota, Viridiplantae, Streptophyta, Magnoliopsida, Malvales, Malvaceae. The coding region runs from base 415 to 1770 and encodes 451 amino acids. The transcript is spliced from 5 exons.